AUGGAUAUUCUCAAGGUCCUGUCGCGAGGGACCAAGCAAGCGGCCAAAAAACCAGGAGUCCCGGCAACAAUACUGGCCCAAGCCAACAUUCCCUCGGCCGGCGUCGAAACGAACCCGCAGUUAUACCACGACCAUGUCGGCCCGCCGCCCAAGGGCAAGAAACGGAAGCGAAAGUCAAGGACGCAAGAUCACGACCACAUGGACGAUUCUGUAGACGAGGACGCCGAGCUGAGCGACUUUGACUUUUUCGCACCAAAAACGCGGCGGGAUUCGGACGUUGCAGGCUCCAAGGCCAGAGCGGCGGACGUGAAGAAGGCGAAGAAAGACACGGCCCAGGCCGAAAAGGCGCGUCCUAUCGAGCUGGACGAGUGCAAGAGGAUCUUGCGCUCUCACCGUCUCAAGUACACGCUGCUCCCUGUGCAAAAAGCAACGCCGGCAAAGGUCGAAAAGAGCAGCACGAAAAACAAAAAGAAGAAGGACAAGGGAGACAAUGCCGACGGUGCUUCUACAAUUUCCGCGCAAAGUAAGGGAGACAGGCAGCCCGUAUUCCCACAGCCUCUGGUGUCUUUUGGUCAGUUGCGGACUGCGUACCGGAUAUCCCCCAGGCUGGCCGACAACCUGGCAAAGGGUAGCUACAAGGUCCCGACCGAGGUGCAGCUAGGCGCUCUACCACUGCUUCUACGGCCCGAGUUUGCGCUCUCCCAUGAGGGUGACGGUGGAGACAAUAAUGGCAAAGGGAGCGACGGAGGGGAGGCCUUGGCUAUGCUGCAGGGGGCUUCGGCAGGUGUCGAUUUCUUGGCCAUUGCGCCCACCGGCAGCGGGAAAACGCUGAGCUUUCUACUCCCGGCAAUUAACGGGGUGCUCAAGCGAAGGGCAGAAAAGGGGGACACGGGAGAUGACAGCUCGCGCGACACAAAACAUGCGCUCGAGGCUGUUGUGGUAGCCCCGACCAGGGAGCUCGCUAGUCAGAUCGCAAACGAAGGCCGCAAGCUUGCAAUGGGAACGGGAGUCAGGGUCGUUCUCAUGCGUAAAGGUAUGAGGGUUGCUGCUGAGGAGGACAGCACCGAGAACAAGAGUGAAGAUCAGGAGGAAGAUGUUUUCAAGAGUGAAGAUGAAGCUUCGUCGUCAGAGGACGACGAAGAUGGAGAAAAAUCCGAAAAGCCAUCGAAGAAGCCCAACAAGGCCCCAAUCACCAAGGCCGACAUACUGGUCACAACUCCAAUGCUUCUCCUAAACUUGCUUUCCGACGGAACAUCAACAACGAAGAAAAAGCUACCCAGCGUUCGAUCGCUGAUACUGGACGAGGCCGACGUUCUCUUGGACCAAUUGUUCAGGGAGCAAACAAUGGGGAUAUGGUCAGCUUGCCGCAAUCCGGACCUGCGCGUCUCGUUUUGGUCCGCAACCAUGGCGUCCAACAUCGAGACCCUCAUACUAGACAAUCUUCGAAUCCAAGCCGGUGACUCUCUGGCCCCUCCACUGAUCAGGCUGGUUGUCGGCCUCAAGGACACAGCCGUGCCCAAUAUAUCCCACCGCCUAGUCUACACGGCCACAGAGUCCGGCAAGCUCCUUGCGCUCCGCCAGCUGCUCCACCCUGCAUCCUUUUCCACCAACAGCUCGUCAACCACCACACCCGAAGACGAGACGCCGCUGCGACCCCCCUUCCUAGUCUUUGCGCAGACCAUCGAGCGAGCCACGGCGCUGCACGAGGAGCUCAAGUACGACAUACCCGCCGCGGCAGGUGGCGCCUCGCGCGUCGCCGUCUUACACUCGUCGAUGCCCGAGUCGGCCCGCGCCGCCGUCAUUCGCCGCUUCCGCGCCGCCGACGUCUGGGUCCUCAUCACCACUGACGUCCUCGCGCGCGGCGUCGACUUUGCCGGCGUCAACGGCGUCGUCAACUACGACGUGCCCGGCUCCGCGGCCGCCUAUGUCCACCGGGCGGGCCGCACCGGCCGCGCCGGCCGCAAGGGCGGCAUCGCCGUCACCUUUUACACCAAGGAGGACAUACCCUUCGUCAAGAACGUCGCCAACGUCAUCGCCCUGAGCGAGCGGCAGGCCGGUGCCGGCGAGUCGGCCGCCCAGCGGUGGCUCCUGGACGCGCUGCCCGACGUCUCCAAGAAGGACAAGAAGGCGCUGCGCGAAAAGGGCGUCGAGUCGCGCCGCAGCGUCGCCGCCUCCAAGGGCAAGGCUCGCAUCACGUCCAAGAGCGCCUGGGAGAGGCGCAAGGAGAACAAUCGCCGCGGUGCCAUCGAGGGCAGCAAGAGGAGGAAGAUUGCCGCGAGGGAUCAGGCUGAUGAUGGCAGUGACGACGACGGCGGCGAGUGGGGCGGGAUCGAUGGUUGA
Pyricularia pennisetigena is the source of this 2340-nucleotide messenger RNA. RefSeq lists its product as uncharacterized. The record is from RefSeq and is a predicted model, not a curated record. The transcript has a single exon. Bases 1 to 2340 code for a protein of 779 amino acids. Lineage: Eukaryota; Fungi; Ascomycota; Sordariomycetes; Magnaporthales; Pyriculariaceae. Gene Ontology annotation, cellular component: 90S preribosome. Gene Ontology annotation, biological process: maturation of SSU-rRNA. Gene Ontology annotation, molecular function: RNA helicase activity; ATP binding; nucleic acid binding.